AUGGAGAGUUCUCAUGGAAACAUGGAGGGUACGGGAGAGGGGCCCACGUUUUGCAUCUCUUGUUGUCGAAUACCUCGAAACACACAUCACUGCGGUAGGCUGUGGGAUUACUCGCAAGAGCAUAGAGUCUCCCGCGCAGCUCCACCAGCAGAGGAUUAG
This is a messenger RNA of Prunus armeniaca (apricot), 159 nucleotides long. The record is from the annotation of a GenBank genome assembly. Lineage: Eukaryota; Viridiplantae; Streptophyta; Magnoliopsida; Rosales; Rosaceae.